ACACCAUCAACUGCCUACAUACACACACACACACACACACAGCAAUCACAACCUAGCCUGAGCUCCGAUCGAAGCCACCUCGAGCGGCCCUGGUCAAGAAUGAACAACCCGUUGCUCGCCAUCCAGAGCCAAUACUGGGCCGUACGGGACUACCUCUCCCCAGUCCUCAAAGAAUCCAAAUUCAAAGAACACGGAAGACUCACCCCCGAGGAGUUUGUGGCCGCGGGGGAUUUCUUGAGUUACAAGUUCCCCGUUUGGGGGUGGCAGAAAGGAGAACCAGGCCGUACGAGGGACUUCUUACCGGUUGAUAAACAGUAUCUGGUGACCAGGAACGUGCCUUGUCUUCGACGAGCUACGGCGGUGGAAUACGGGGAUUCGGAGGAAGAUGGCGAGAGGUUGUUGAAUUUCCUGGACGAUGCAGAAGAGGCGCCAGGUCCGGAUGGGAAGACUAGGUCGGGGAAGGUCGUCAAGGACGAUGAAGAUGCUUGGGUGGAGACGCAUGUCGGGAGGACCUCGCACCAGACGAAAUCCGCUGCGGCCCUCGCCGAAAUCCCUGACAUGGACGACGACGACGACGAAACGCCUGACGCGAUCGACCGACUCCCCAACCCUCGCUCCGACGAAGCGCACCUCGGUGACCUGACUGCGGACAUCCUCAACAAGCUCGACCUGGAGAGCGAUGCCAUUCCUGAUAUGGACGAUAUCCCGGAUAUGGACGACGAGUUGGGGGGCGAGGGGGUCAUGUUGGAGGAAGAGGACGAGGCGGCUGCGAAGGGACCGGUCUUGAACCAUCCUAGCGUUCAGGACGUCGAACAAUCGAGGACGAGGGAGAACCUGUUGCAGGUCAGGACGUACGACUGUUUCAUCAGUUACGACAAGCAUUAUCAGACCCCGAGGUUCUGGUUGUUGGGUUACGACGAGAACAAACAACCCUUGACCCCGACCCAGGUGUUCCAGGACGUACCCUCGGACCACGCGUUCAAGACGAUGACCAUGGAGACGUUCCCCCACUCAGGUCAACUGCUCGCGAGCGUCCAUCCUUGCAAGCAUGCGAGCGUGAUGAAGAAGUUUAUCGACAGGAUGGAUGACGCUAAGAAGAACAGCGGCGAUAACAUCAACAACAACAGCAGUGCAAGCGGCUCGCAGGAGGACGUCGGCUCGAACGACAAGGACAAGGCGGAUAAGAAGAAGAAGGGUUGGGGACUCGGCGGGGUGGUCAGGAAGGUCACUGGCGGUUCAGGAUCGGCGGCGAAUGCUGCUUCGGCAGGUGGGGCGUCUUCUUCUGCACAGCCGGCCAAGCAGGAAGAGGUCCAGGGAGUUCAGGUCGAUUUCUACAUGGUCAUCUUCUUGAAGUUCAUCGCUAGUAUCGUCCCUACCAUCGAGGUAGAUAAUACUACCUCCUUCUAGAUUGGUUCUUCAAUUCACGAUGUCGCUCUAGCCAUCCCGGACAGCCUGAGACUUGGUCGAUCUGCAUGGGAAAUUUGAUUCGCCCUGCCGUAUCUGUUCUGAAUUAUAGUUUUAUUGUAUUCGCGAUCGUAAUCGUAUCGUCAUGAUCAUACAUACCCAUUCUCAUCCGAGCA
Molecule: messenger RNA, 1580 nt
Organism: Filobasidium floriforme
Lineage: Eukaryota; Fungi; Basidiomycota; Tremellomycetes; Filobasidiales; Filobasidiaceae
Product: autophagocytosis associated protein
Exons: 10
Coding region: 100-1407 (435 amino acids)
Biological process (GO): nucleophagy; autophagy of mitochondrion; autophagosome assembly
Cellular component (GO): cytosol; cytoplasmic ubiquitin ligase complex
Molecular function (GO): Atg8-family ligase activity
Source: RefSeq, a predicted model, not a curated record